AUGAGCUAUAAUGUCGAGGGAAUAGCGAUUGGUCUGGAAGAGAUUUUAAUCGUGACAACGGAAGUUGAGAUCACUCUUGGCGAUUCUUGGAAAAGAGAUGGCCUGCCUCUAAAUCCUGUUCUUUCCGAUGAAGGCCUUAGAAAAAUAUCCUCCAAAUUCGACGCGUCCAUCCCUCAGGUGGUUCUCAAAUGGUCAUUAGAGAACGAUGUUAUUGUCAUUCCCCGCUCUCGCAAUCCGAAUCACAUCAAAACAAACUUGCAUUUGGCUCACGUUCUGCUCACCGAAGAUGACCGACAGUACAUCGAGGAUCUUGAUGGAAAGAUAAUCGUGCCCAACGACAAUCCUCCGUUCGACUCCCGAUCAGAGCCGAGCAUUUCCGGUCAACAAGGUACCGACGAGGAGAGGAUCUCAGAGCAGAAAACAGACAAUAUCAAUGAUAAAGUCGUUUUCGUAGAGAGAGUUAAUCCCGAAGAUUCUACGUUGUACUUGAGUUCAGAUGAUCAUUGGAUUUACGCGUUUGACGCCGCCACGGGAAAGUUGAAAUGGAAAUAUGGAACUGCGGAUGAAGGUGGUUCAAAAUGCGUUUUCAACUCUGAUGAGACGGUUGUACUCGGCAAAUGCUUUCUGUUCCUCGAUGGCCAAACUGGUGAAACAAUUUGGAAGUACGAGACGGCAGGACCUGUGUUCUCUUCUCCCACAGUUAGCCAUGAUAGCAAGGCUGUGUUUUUCUGUUCUUUUGUUGCAAACUUCUUUGCUUUUAACACUGAGGACGGUCGGCAGCUUUGGAUGUUUGAGGGCGACUCCGCGUUUCAAUCAUCGCCAGCUGUCAGUAAACUAGACGGGACUCUUUUUGUCGGAUCUUCACAAGGAAAUAUUUACGCGAUUGAUUCCUCAAAUGGACAAGUAAAGUGGACAAGGGAAGAUAAGGGUGAACUAUUCUCUUCGCCAUUUAUCGCUCCAGAUGGAAAUAUCUACAUUGGUUCAGGUCAAGGAGAGGUUCUGGCUCUUCGUCAACAUGAUGGCUCUCUCGUGUGGAGUUUUAAGACAAGCUCGUCAAUCUGGUCGUCACCACGGUUGGAUAGAAGUGGUCUGUUGUUUAUAGGAGGAAUUGACACCUAUCUGUAUGCCUUGCGAGCUGAUAAUGGACAAUUGGUGUGGAAGUACAAGACAGCCGGACCGGUUGUGGGAACACCGCUGAUCACACGUGAGCAUGCUGUGGAACAAGCCUGAAGUACACAGGGAAAUUAUUAAGGCUAUUAAAAUAUUAUUGAUAAAUUUGAUCAAAUUUUAUUCACGGAUGUCUCAUCAUCAUCAUCAGAAUCAUUUGUCUGCCACACCAUAAAUAAAAACAUACAAUAAUAAAAUAUUCAUUGGGUCAGGAGAUCUCCAAAAAACACCAAGCUUAUAGCGGAGCCCACCUCAGUUGUUCAUAGAGUAAAUUUUAAGCUUUGUGUGUGUGGCAUGAUCAAUCCAGCAUUAUUUUGGUAAAAAAUGUAAUGAUUUUCUUCUUAAACCUGGAAAAGCUUGUUGAACUAGUGACAGAUACUGGUAGAGAAUUCCAACUUUAGGGCCUUGAUAGAGUAUUGUGAAUUGCUUAAGAUUUAUGCAACAGAGGUUCGAUUGAUAACCUCUGGCUGUUCUUGCGCCAUAACAGUGUACUUGACUAUUUAAUAAAAACAAAUUGAGAAACACCUGGGCCCACAAUUAGUUACUCAGAACAGUAUUCUGAAUCCUUGAUUAAUAAAACUCCUUCAGAUUUGGUUUGGAUAGCCUGCCUGCAGAUGUCUACAUGAAGGAAAUACAUAUUGUGGACGUCCUCAGGCAGGCUAGUGUGGACUACUGCCACCAAGAACUGAACUAAGAAAGAAAACAUACUGACAGUGACGUCCAAUGCCUGAGUACCCUGGGUGCCAGCUUCACUACGAAAAAAAAACCCCUCUGGCACCAAGGCUAAUGCCAGAGAUAAAAUUGAGUAAAAUGUCCUAGGAUAAUGUACCAUAUUUAAAUUAAAGUAUCACAGUCAAGACAA
Molecule: messenger RNA, 2029 nt
Organism: Orbicella faveolata
Lineage: Eukaryota; Metazoa; Cnidaria; Anthozoa; Scleractinia; Merulinidae
Molecular function (GO): protein binding
Source: RefSeq, a predicted model, not a curated record